AUGAAGAUCAAGAUUCCCAACAAAGUUCAUCAGUGCGAUAUAUUAAUUCAUGUUCGUGAUAAUCAAGAUGGUAUAAGGGUAUUUGUUUGCAGUUUACUAGUAAUUGACGUGACAACUCGUUUCAAGGCUGGACGUUCAUUAACAUCAAGAAAUAGUUUGGAAGUUUGGAAUGCAAUCAAAGAAAUAUAUGAAGAUCCUGCCAAUCCCCUUACCUGGCCAACAUUGUUAAUGACUGAUGGUGAUGCAACUUUUCGUGGAUCAUUCUCUCAAGGAAUGGAACAAUAUAAUGUUGUUAUAAGAGUUGUUGAUACUUACA
Dentiscutata erythropus is the source of this 316-nucleotide messenger RNA. The record is from the annotation of a GenBank genome assembly. NCBI's taxonomy places the organism in Eukaryota, Fungi, Glomeromycota, Glomeromycetes, Diversisporales, Gigasporaceae.